AUGAAGCCCUGCUCUGCUGCCGCUGCCACCGCCGCCACCGCCGCCACUCUCAUGGCAGCCACGGCUGCGGCCCAGAGCUACACCACCAUCGUCCUCACCGAAUCGGCCACGUCCACCACCACCAUUGUCCUGCCCGCCUGGCCGACCACGUGGACGACGGGCCAAACAGCAACGGCAACGGCGACGACGACAACGACGCCGCCCUCGCUGACACCGUACCCGGGCACGGGCACGCGGACGAGCUCGGGCACGGCCACCACGACCUCGCCGGCGACCGUGCCGACGGCCGGCGCCGAUGCCAUGAUGGUGCUGGACCGGGCGGCCCUGGGCUCGAUGGUCCUGCUUGCGAUGCUGGGACUGGUUGUUGUGUAG
Messenger RNA from Sporothrix schenckii 1099-18, 372 nucleotides. RefSeq lists its product as uncharacterized. Lineage: Eukaryota; Fungi; Ascomycota; Sordariomycetes; Ophiostomatales; Ophiostomataceae. Bases 1 to 372 code for a protein of 123 amino acids. The record is from RefSeq and is a predicted model, not a curated record. The transcript has a single exon.